Lingula anatina is the source of this 1278-nucleotide messenger RNA. Its product is annotated as organic cation transporter protein-like. The record is from RefSeq and is a predicted model, not a curated record. Gene Ontology annotation, molecular function: transmembrane transporter activity. Gene Ontology annotation, biological process: transmembrane transport. Gene Ontology annotation, cellular component: membrane. Lineage: Eukaryota; Metazoa; Brachiopoda; Lingulata; Lingulida; Lingulidae.
CUAUUUUGUGACAGUUCCUUGCUAAUAAAUAUGGUAAACGUGGUCUAUCUAGCAGGAGUGGCCGUGGGGGCAACUGUCGGUGGUUUAGCAGCAGACUAUAUUGGUCGCAAGUGGGUAUCUUUCAUCGCAUGUUUGGUACAUGGGGUUGGAGGAUUGGGAGCCGCUUUGUCACCUAAUUACGGGGCUUAUGUUGCAUUCCGUUUCUUCGUAGGCAGCUGUCACGGCAUUCUUAACAAUUCAGUCGUGGUUCUGAGCAUGGAAUUUGUGUCACCAAGGAGACGCAUGGUAUCCGUGUGCACAUUAGCUAUGUCCUGGGGAAUAGGCAUGGUGCUUACAACUCCUGUGUCUUAUCUUAUACGGGACUGGAGAUAUCUACAGUUGACUGUGGCCUUGCCACCAUUCUUAUACCUAGGAUUCUGGCGGCUAAUCCCGGAGUCACCUCGUUGGCUGUUAUCUCGGGGUAGAUACGCAGAAGCUGAGGACAUAGUGAGAUGGGCGGCUAGAGUGAAUAAAAGGGCAAUUCCAGAGGUCGGCCAGUUAUUCGAUGAACACUCUUUAAAAAUGACCCCUUCUUUAAGUCCUCUUAAAAUUCUCCACGCACCAAGACUUAUGGCGAGGACAGCAGUGAUAAUUUGCGGCUGGAUUACAGUUGCAAUUUCGUGGUAUGGUCUUACACUAAAUCAGGGUUCCCUAGAUGGAGAUAUCUUUAUCAAUGCUUUUGUCCUUUCUGUAAUUGACCUCAUAGCCUACGCGUCGUUGUUCAUUGUCAACAAAUUAGGUAGAAGAAAAGCAUACUGUGUCGCCAUGAUGAUCUCUGCUUUGUCCAUGUUGGCUACAAUACCAGUUCAUUUCUUAGCAGACAGAGAAAGUCCUUCAACCAGUGCCGUCUUUACAGCAUUGUACACAAUGGGGAAGUUGGGCGUCAGUAGUAACUUCUGCCUUCUUUUCAUGUGGAAUGGAGAGUUCUAUCCAACAGCCUUACGAAAUUUUGGACUAGGUUUAGGAUGUACAUUCGGCCGUGUUGCGGCAAUCGUAUCACCAAUUGUUAUGGACCAAUUCGGAGAACAUCCCGUUCUUGGUAACACUGUUCCUCUGAUACUGUUUGGGUGUAUGGCAUUGUUCUGUGCUUUGAGUGGUCUAUAUCUCCCUGAAACUGCCCACAAACACCUGCCAGAGACUUUGGAAGAUGCUCAAAACUUUGGAGUUAAACGGAGAAAAAGUGGCAUCAACCAAAACUACGAUGAGAAUACCCCAUCCACAUUUGAAAUGGCUUCUUAA